Dreissena polymorpha is the source of this 2988-nucleotide messenger RNA. RefSeq lists its product as uncharacterized. The transcript is spliced from 10 exons. The record is from RefSeq and is a predicted model, not a curated record. NCBI's taxonomy places the organism in Eukaryota, Metazoa, Mollusca, Bivalvia, Myida, Dreissenidae. The coding region runs from base 164 to 1324 and encodes 386 amino acids. Gene Ontology annotation, molecular function: carbohydrate binding; protein binding.
GUCUUUGUUCUUGUUUUGUUUUUAAAAGUUUAACUUUCGUUUUCAGUGAAAUUAUUUUAAGUUUUUAUUGCUUCUUUCCAAAAAUUUAUUAUUUAUUUGGGACGAAAGCUGACUGAAAUUGUGUGUUUCCAGCUGUUGAGCGUCGCGUAGAAUACGAUCACAAAUGGUAAUACCUUCUAACAUUAGUGAAAGAAUAGUAUCUGGAUCAUUGUAUUGGGUUGUUGAAAAAAAGAUGUCUCGAAAACCUGUACCUGACUCUGCGGACAGUUAUUCAACGGGUUCGGACUGCGCUGAUACUCCGGAAAUACCCCCAAGAGAUCUUUCUUGGAAGGUCAGACAUGAACGUAUCAACGUGGAUGGGAACCAUCUGAGUUUUGAUGGCAAGAUGACUGGUCUUUAUGUUGCUGCAAAGCCGCUGUCUCCAGAGAAUUACUACUUUGAAAUUGAAAUUGUUGACCCUGGGAAUUGUUCUUGCAUUGCAAUGGGCAUUGUACCCGACAAGUAUCCACUGGAUGCCGCGCCUGGAUGGAGAGCAUACUCAGUUGGAUAUCACGCCGAUGAUGGAUGCAUAUAUAAGGAAUCUGGUGAGAACGGCAUUCCGUUUGGUGCAAAGUGCAACAUUGGCGAUAUAAUGGGAUGUGGUAUACAGUUUUCGAAAAGUGAAGAGGAACGACGUAAGCUUGAUCCCGAUGUUCAGGUGUUGUUCACAAGAAAUGGCAAGGAGGUGGGAACAGUGACUGUUCCGUAUCCCCCUGGGGGCCUGUACCCAGCGGUGGGGAUGGAAUCUGACGGGGCGAAGGUGAGACUAAUACUGGACGCCGAGUGGCAAUAUGAAUUGCACGCCAGCAAUCUCGAUGGACUGACACCGAGCUAUCCUGGUUCUAGUCCAAUACAUAAUCCCCCUGUUCCGUUUGUUCAUCAUAUCGGCGGACUAUAUCCCAACAAGAUGAUUGUCAUCCACGGCAUUCCCUUUCCGAAUCCGUCCAGGUUCACUGUGUACAUCCAACAAGGCAAUCACCAUGAGCCCCACGAAAUUGCGAUGUGUGUGGAUUCUAGGUUUUGGUUCAACAACGAAACCAACACCUUAGUUCGCAACCACAAGCAGGGCGGCUGGGGUUCCGAGGAGAGGACGGUGCCUUACUUUCCGUUUGCUCCGAACGUUCCGUUCGAAAUGACGAUAUUGGUGGAGCAUAAUCACUUCACGAUUGCUAUAAACAACCAGCAUAUGUUCGAGUUCCACCAUCGACUCCAUCCCGUCGCCAAGUACGACAUGAUUAGAAUCGACGGCGAUGUGCGUCUGACCCAAGUGCGCUUUCAAGGAUGAGCGCAUUGUACGAUAUCUGAAUCUUUUCUUUAAGAUAUAUGGUAUUUUGUAUAUGAAAAACUUGAGUUGCGUCAAUUUCUGUAAUGUGUUAUUUAUGUAAUUUAUGCAUUCUUCAGUAUCCUAUUACUUAAUUUAACUAUGAAGUUGUUUUUGGCUCUAAAUCUUUGUAAUGAAUUGGCAGAUACGUCUGUAAUGUAAGCUUCUUAUUUUCAAUAAGUCGCCCAAUAUUGCAUUCUGAAGCCAUUCAUUAUUAAAGGCUUUCUUUGAGGCUAAGUCGUUAUAUUAAGUUAAUGAUUCAUUUUUACAUAUAGUUAGGUGUGAAUUUGCAUUAGGUAUUGCGGAUUGCAAAACAAAAAUAUGUCAUAUAACGUCAAAGACACAAAACGCAGAUAAAGUGAUCAUAAUGACAUAAACAAUUGAGUGAUGUACUACGUGGGGCCCACGUUUAUCUUUCUUCUUAUGUGAUUCUUUAUACUUUUGCAAUCGAAGGUCGAAUGAAACGACAUGUACAAUUUUGAAAUAAUAAAAAAGUGUAAUUUUAUUUUAAUGACACAUCUUUAAAUGUACAAUAUUGUGCUUUUAAUAAGGAAUUGCCGGUUCAAUACGUUAAAGAAUACGGAGAAAGUCAAACACGUUAUAUUCUGUAUGCCAUAUGUGCAAUCCAAACGUUGUAAAACUUAUUUUACUUUACCAAAUCAAACAUAAACAUAUUAUAAUAUUUUGAAAAAUGUGUCUGUUCGUUUUACUUUUUCCUAAAUACGACUAAUAUUCUUAUAAAUCUACAGUAUGAACACAUUACAUAAUAAAUUCAUAAUUUAGCAACCAAACUGUAAAUUCUUAAACAUAUCAGAUUUAUGUAAACGUUCAAUGCAUUUGUUAAAUAUCUUACGAAUGACCAUACACAUAUUAAAAUUACAACAUCUCACUCUACGGUUUAUCCUUUCAUCUUUAGUAAUGGUCGUUUGUGAUCUAGGAAGUAUAUUUUGUUACAAUUGAAGUUGCGUCUACGUCAUCAUUACGACAACUGCUGAGACGCCACAGUGAGUAAUUGAGAAUAGAUGUCACUGAACGCCAUCCUUAAAAUAAAUUUGAUAAAAUAUGCUGCAUGUGUGUGAAAAAUAAUCGUUUACUUCAAAACGAUUGAUGUGAGCUGUACGAGCUUAUAUAGACAAAACUUUGACAGAACUGUACGGAAUACCGGUAAUGUGAAACCCAUACCAGAAAUUAGAAUUGCCUUCAUAUUGCCCUUAAUCUGUACACUCGUUGACGCUUAUUAUAAAACACAAUGUCUAUUUAGCACUUACAUAUUACUAUUAAGUUUUUUUCAAUUCACCCAUAAAUGGUAUUUAUUACAAUGGUUUCCAGCAACAUAGCUAUACUUUGUGUUAUGAUUAUAUCUUAUGUAUCGUUAGAAAAACAUUAUUUGUGAAUGCAGGUUUUUUUUUCAGCAACAAUCGUCUGAUAAUUUACGUUGCCAGAAAGGAUAACACAUAAUCCGCAGAGCAAUGUUAAUAUAUUAACCAAGCUUCAUAAUUAUAUUGUGUGUACUUUUUAAAAAUUUUAUUGUUGUAUGCUGAAGUACAGACCGGUGGAUGUGUGAAUAUAUUAAAGGAUUGACAGACCAAAUGCGACUUACUACAAAAUAAAUAUAUUCAUUUUCCUGA